AUGGUUGUUGGGAUUGGUGGUGGUGUCAAGGGUGGCAGUACCAUGGAAGGUAGAGGUGGUGGUGGUAAUGUGGUUGUGCUGGUGGAGGAUGUGAUGGUUGUUGGGGUUGGUGGUGGUGUCGGGGGUGGCAGUACCAUGGAUGGUGGAGGUGGUGGUGGUGGUGGUGAUGUGGUUGGUGGUUCUGCCAGCAGCCGCUUGAUGGGAAACUCUCCAGCCUCGUCUUUCAUGGGCAGCUUCCUCACCAGCAGCUUGGGCUCAGCGGCUUCGGCGCACGCCGGCGGCCCCGCCUCCUCCCCCUCUGAGCAGGCCUACCGCGGCUCCCACCCUGCCACGCCACAGAUCUGGUUCUCCCACUCCCACGAAGCUCCAGCAUACCCAAGAUUUUCGGGGAGUCUGGCAUCCACCUUCCUCCCCGUGAGCCACUUGGAUCACCAUGGAAACAGCAAUGUUCUCUACGGGCAGCAUCGUUUCUAUGGAACCCAAAAAGAUAACUUCUACCUGCGCAACCUUCCCCCGCAGCCCGCCAUCCUUCCCGCCAACCACAGCUUCCCCGGCGUGGCCCGCGCCGCCCCCGCCCACCCCAUCGGCUCCUGCAGCCGGGACCGGGCUGAGGCCGGCCCUCCGCAGAAGGGCUCCAGGGAAUGCGACCGCUUCCUCGCGGGCAAAGAGCUGGGCAAGGAGAAGGCCGGCAAGGGGGCGGAGGGCAGGGAGCGGGCAGAGGAGGACGGCGGCAAGGACCGGCACAAGCUGGUGCCCCCGCUGCCGCCCGAGGGGCCCUGCAAGGAGGGCGGCCCUCCGGCCAGGGGCUCCUGCGAGGGCCGCCCCAAGCACCCCGCCUCCUGUCUCCUCAACACCAAGGUGCUCAACGGGGACGUGGGCAAGGCCAUGCUGGCCAGCUGCGCGGGGGGCACACUGGGCCGGCCGGGCGCGGGGGUGGCGGCGGCGGCGGUGGCGGGACGCUGUGCCAAGGAGGUGGCAGUGUCCACGGAGCCGGCCUUCAGCGAGUGCCUGGAGCGGCGGCAGAUGCUGCACCACGCGGUGUCCUACACGGUGCCGUCCGGGCUGCCUGCCGGGCCGCCCCCGGCCCUCAGCACGGCCGCGGGCUCCUUCCCCUGCCUGCAGUUGCACGCCGGCCCCGAGCGGCUCUGCCCGCUGCAGGACAAAGUCUCCCGGGACCUAAAGGCCAGUGGGCCCACCUUUGUGCCUUCUGUGGGACACUUGGCCGACAAGAGCCGCCCGUUCCAGGCGAGGGAGGCCUGUGCCGUGGUGGGCGAGGGCAAGGACCGACACCUGGACGGGGCCGGGGCCCCCGACCCCGCCACGCCUUACGGGGUCUCCUACGCCCACCUGAAGGCCGAGGGCAAGGGCGAGCGGCGGCCGGGGGGCUUCGAGGCGGCCCUCCACCCCCGGCUGAAGGGCCUCGAGUACCUCAGUGCGGGCCCUGAGGCCCCCUUCCCCAGGCUCCCCAAGGGCGGGCUGGACAAAAGCGGCUACUUCGAGCUGCCCGCCCCGUCCCAGGACUGCGCCCGGCCCAGCCACCAGGACCCGCUGGGCGGGAAGGCCCCGCAGGCCUGCUGCACCUUAGAUAGAGGGACAGCCAAGGAGGCGCCCGCCGGCCCCCACGGGGCCCAGAAGGUGGCUCGCAUCCGACACCAGCAGCACGUGGUGGCCCCGGAGCUGGAGACGGGGGUCAGCGGGGCCGAGGCCAAGCGCCCGUCCCUGGAGCUGGCGUCUCUGGGCUAUGGCGGGCCCCACCUGCCCCCGUGGAGCGUGCAGACCGGCCAAGGCGCCGCCAUGGCCCUCAGCGAGGAGCGCAAGGGCAGCUCCUACCUGGACCCUUUCAGCAGCGGCCUGCAGCCGGCGGCCCUCCUGUCCCAGGAGCUGCCGGCCCCGCCCGACGAGGUCUCAGCCAUGAAGAACCUGCUCAAGUACAGCAACCAAGCCCUGGUGGUGGGCCAGAAGACACCCUUCGUGGGCCUGGGCGGCCUCAAGACCAGCUGUGUCCAGCAGGAGGCUAAGUUCCAGGCCUCCAAGGGCCCAGGCCCGGUGGAAAGGCCAGACUGUGCCCGCAGCCGGGACCACGACACCUCGCACGGAGACGGGGAGGUGCGGCAGCCGCCCGUGGGCAUUGCCGUGGCCUUGUCCCGGCAGAAGGACACCGCGAGCAGGCCGGACACGGGCUACGCCGCCAGCCACGGGCGGCAGAGCAGGAGCACCUCCACCUUCAAAGCCGGCGGGGGAGCACGUGCCGCACACGUCCUGGACCUGGAAGGUGAAGAGGAGCGGACAAGGAUGUGUGAUGAGCGUCUGGGGCUGGCCGGCCGGGAGCUGCUGCUGCAGGACAACAAAGACCUGGUUGAGUUUGCCCGGAUCCACCCCUCAAGCAGCUGUCCCGGAGACCUAGCCCCCCACCUCAUGAUGCAAGGCAGCCAGCUGGCGGGGGACCCGGCCGCCCACCCCCACGCGGCCCACCCUCCCUGGCUGCCCCGCACUCACAGCCCCUCACUCUGGAUGGGGGGCCAUUCCUAUGGCCUAGGGCACCCUGCCCUGCACCAGAACCUGCCGCCCGGCUUCCCAGCCUCCGUGCCUGGCUCCAUGUCCUCAGUGUUCCCGCUGUCCCAGGACGCCCCCACACAGCUCGUCAUCCUGCCCUCGGAGCCCGCGCCCCACACGGCCCCGCACACACUCGCUGACGUCAUGGACCAGGCCUCGCUGUGGCCCCCCGUGUAUGGGGGCCGAGGGCCAGCCUCGCACAUGCAGCACCCAGGCCAGCUCCCCAUGUACUCGCGGCCCCAGCUGCUGCGGCAGCAGGAGCUCUACGCCCUACAGCAGCAGCAGCAGCAACAGCAGCAGCAGCAGCAGCAGCACCGAGCUGCCCAGGCCCUGGAGCUGCAGCGGGCUGCCCAGUUCCAGCGGAAGCCUGAGGAUCACCACGUGGAGAUGGAGGAGGCUGCCCAGGAGAAGGGCCUGAAGUCCACCCACAAGCCAGUUGCCUUAACCCCCAUGGCCAAGGGCAUUUCCUCGCCCGCUGCCGCCGCAGGCCCGGUCAAGCUCUCCCCCUGCUGCCACUCCCCCACCCUGAAGGCCCCCGCCGGCUGCCCCACCCCACCGCCACCCCGUCCCGGUGCCCUCUGCACUUUAUCCGCCUGUCCCGACGGCAGCCCCGCACCCGGCUCCAAGGUGCCCAGUGCCGAGGACAAGAGUGAGGGCCGGCAGCCUGGAGCUGACCUCACUUCGUUGGAACCAGACCUGCCUCCAGGAUUCCUGCGCCCCACCGCCAGCGUGGGCUUCCCCCUCCCCUCAGACGCGCACCCCUCAGACCUCCCGGACCCUGAAACUAUGCAAACUGCCCCCCCAGGGGCCCAGUCUGAGCCCCCAAGGACGAGGAUGUUGCUGCCGCCCGGGGACCCAGCCCCCCGCAGCCCCAGGAGCCUGGAGGGAGCCGAGCUGCUCACGGAGCCCCGCCAGGACCUCGCGGCCAUACCCCACCCUGCAGCGCAGGGGUCCCCGGGGAAGGCCGAGGACCCCAGCCCUCUUGAAGGGCUCCGAGAACUGAGAUUUGGGGACCUCCUGGAGGGAGGAGACCCUGAGGCCACUGGCCAGGCUAAUUCUACUCAGGGAGGGACACAAGAGGAGAGGACCAGAGAGGAGGGGACCCUGGGGGCCCCAUUGGGGGCCUCCCUCCAGGCGCCGGAGCAGCAAGCUGGGAGCUCAGGUACCCUGGACGAGGAAGAGGAAGAAACACAGCAAGCUCCAGAAAAGGCCAAGCCACAGGAAGAGGAGGCCCGGCUGGAGGAGGAAAGUGUAGGAGACUCGGAGGAGGACUGGGGGGCUCCCGGCAGCAGCCACCCACCCAGGACACUGCCAGGGCUGGAUGCCCUGGUGGCCGCUACUGUGGGCCUUGGAGAUCUGCCCAGCCUGGGCCCGCCAGACCCUCAGCCCCCCGCAGCCUCGGGGUAUGCCGGCACGGCCCCGCCGCCCUGCGGCUCAGGGAUUCACGGAAUUGCCCUGCUCAGCGAGCUGGCUGACCUGGAGGUUCAGCGACAGAGGAGUGAGCGCACCAUGCAAGGGGAUGAGGACGUGCUGACCUUCAACCUGCAGCACCUCGCCACGCUUGCCACUGCCUGGUCCCUGGUAGAGGCCGCCAGCCUGGGCGGCCCCGUCACCCCGGCCCGGCCUCAGUCCGCCGACUCCUGCAGCGGCCCCAGGCCCACCCCACGCAUGCAGAUCCAGCAGCGCAAGGACACCUGGACCCCCAAAAGCAAGCCCGUGUGCCCGCUGAAGGCUGCCAUCGACCGGCUGGACACGCAGGAGGUAGAGAUCCGCAUGCAGCUCGCAGAGCUCCAGCGGCGCUAUAAGGAGAAGCAGCGGGAGCUGGCGCGCCUACAGCGCCGACAUGACCAUGAAAGAGAGGAGAGUUCCCGGAGCCCCGCACGACGGGGGCCUGGUCGGCCGAGGAAACGCAAACACUCCAGCUCCCUGCCCACCCUGCGCCCCGGCGGCCAGCUUGCCAGGAGCGAAGGCAAGAAAGCCAAGGCAGUGCGGGCCAGUCUCAGUCUGCUGUGUGCUGAGCUUCGAGGUGACGAACCCCCCAGGAAGCAGAGCAAACUGGAGAAGAGCAUCUAUGCCGGUCUGCAGCCCUCCACAGAGAAGGUUCGGUGUAAGAAGAGCGGUGGCCAGAGCGAGCUGGUGUCCUCGGCGGCCCACAGGGUGGCACAGCUGAAGCCCGAAGUCAAGACCAAGGCGCUGCCCGCCGGCCUCGGCCCCUUCCAGCGGAAGGAGGCCGCCCCCGGCAGGCGCCUCCAGAAACUGUCCCAAGCCAAGAACCCCAAGGCGUCUGCCGCGACCCGGCACCCGCAACCCGGCGGGGACAGCGGCAGGGAGAUGCCCAGGUUCCCCAGCCAGCCCGCGGGGGCCCUGGCGCAUGAGGCAGGCAACGGCUAUGACAGCGAAGACUGCCAGGCUCUCCUGGGGCCAGAGGCAGCUCCCCGGGAGUCUGAGCUGGGGCUGCACUCAGGGGCUGGAGGGGCCACCCUGGGGCCCUCGCCGUCCUCCGUGGUCAAGAUGGAAGCCAACCAGAAGGCCAAGAAGAAGAAGGAGAGGCAGAGCCUGCUAGGGGCCUGCCGCUUGUCCAGCCCCGAGAGUGAGGUCAAGAUCAAAAGGCGGGCGGUGAAGGCCAAGGUCGGCACCAAGCUGGAGCGGACUCCGGGGCGGCGACCCCCAGGCGCCCCAGGCAAGAAGAAAGGCAAGGGCAAGGCCAAAGGGGGCCUGCGCAGCGAGCCUGGGGCCGCCCCCGGCCGGGAGCCCCUCUUUGCCCCCUCCCGAGCCUUCGCCUCCCACGAGGAAGGCAGCAAGCUGGCCAGCGAACGUCUCAAGAGAGCCACGCGCAAGAGCACCAUGCUGCAGCCAGUCUUGCGGCGGAAGAACGGGGCCCUGUCCAUCGCCCUGUCGGCCCGCAACGCCAAGGCCAUUCUGGGGAAAGGCAGGAAGCUGGGCAAGGUGAAAAGCAAGACCGUGGGCAAGCAGGGCCAGGGCCGGGCUGUGAGCCGGCUGCUGGAGAGCUUCACUGUGGAGGACGACUUUGAGUUUGACGAUGGCAGCAGCUUCUCAGAAGAGGAAGAGGACGAGGAAGAGGAGGACGGGGGCCAGCUGAGUGCCGAGCAGAGCGCGGCCCUCGCGCGGUCCUGCACCAUCCACAAGGAGGACCUGCAGGACGGGCUGCCAGUGCUCAUCCCCAAGGAAGACAGCCUGCUCUACGCCGGCAGUGUCAGGACGCUGCAGCCCCCUGACAUCUACAGCAUCGUCAUCGAGGGAGAAAGAGGCAACCGGCAGCGGAUCUACUCUCUGGAGCAGCUGCUGCAGGAGGCGGUCCUUGAUGUCCGGCCGCAGUCCAGCAGGUACCUUCCUCCCGGCACUCGGGUUUGCGCCUAUUGGAGUCAGAAGUCCCGCUGCCUGUACCCAGGCAACGUGGUCCGAGGCAACUCCAGUGACCAGGACGACUUGGAUUCAGUGUUGGUGGAGUUUGAUGAUGGGGACACAGGCCACAUCGCUGUCUCUAACGUCAGACUUCUGCCUCCAGACUUCAAGAUCCAGUGUACAGAGCCCUCCCCAGCCCUGCUGGUGUCCAGCACUUGCCGGAGAACCAAAAAAGCAUCCAGCGAGGCCCCCCAGCCCAGCGAGGCCCCCACUCCCAGCCUGUCCCCUAAAGUGCAAGAUGGCCUGGAAGGUUCCAAGACUGCCGGGAAGAAAUCCGUCAGCAAAGACAAAGCUGGCAAAGCUGACCUCCUCACCUCAGGUGCCAAGUCCCCCUCAGGGGCCUCAGACCACUUCCUGGGCCACCGGGGCAGCCCGCUGCUGAGCUGGUCGGCCGUGGCACAGACUAAGCGGAGGGCCGUGGCUGCAGCCGCGGGCGGCAAAGGGCCAGGGGUGCUGCAGAACCUCUUCCAGCUCAACGGCAGCACCAAGAAGCUGCGGGCCCGCGAGACACUGUUCCCCGUGCACGGCGUGGCCGCCCCCGUGUUCGGCAACGGCUUCCGAGCGGACUCCUUCAGCAGCCUGGCCAGCUCCUACGCGCCCUUCGUCAGUGCGGCCGGGGCCGGCCUGCCCGCCGGGGCCCACAAGCUGCUCAGGCCCAAGAAGGUGGAGAGGGCCGAGGCGGAGAAGGGCGGGCGGCGGCGGGCGGGCGGCGAGUUCCUGGUCAAGCUGGACCACGAGGGUGUGACCUCCCCCAAAAACAAGAACUGCAAGGCCCUGCUCAUGGGUGAGAAGGACUUCGGCCCCAAGCUGGGCCGGCCGCUGCCCAGCCCCAGCUACGCACACCUGGUGGGCAAGGACAAGAAGGGGCGGGCGCCUGUCCACCCCCUGCCCAUGGGACUGGCACUGCGCAAGUACGCAGGCCAGGCGGAGUGCCCGCUGGCCUGCGACAGCGACUGCCCCAGCUCCUACUCGGAUGAGGAUGAAGACGGGCCCGGGCUGGCCGCUGGCGUGCCCUCCCGCUUCCUCACCCGCCUGUCCGUGUCCUCCUCCUCCUCGGGCUCAUCCACCACCUCCUCCUCCGGCUCCAUGUCCACCUCCAGCCUCUGCUCCUCCGACAACGAGGACUCCUCCUACAGCUCAGACGACGAGGACCCCGCCCUGCUGCUACAGACCUGCCUGUCCCGCCCUGUGCCCACCCUCCUGGCCCCGCCCGAGGCCCUGCGCAAGGGCACCCACGCCCCGCGCUGCUUCCUGUCCCGGGCCGCCGUGGCCGGCGCGGGCGCGGGCGCCGGACCUAGUGGCGGCAAAUCCAAGCUCAAGCGCAAGGAGGCCCUGAGUUUCUCCAAAGCCAAAGAGCUUUCUCGGAGGCAGCGGCUGCCCUCCGUGGAAAACCGGCCAAAGAUCUCAGCCUUCCUGCCAGCCCGGCAGCUGUGGAAGUGGUCGGGGAACCCCACACAGAGGCGGGGCAUGAAGGGGAAGGCCCGGAAGCUGUUCUACAAGGCCAUCGUCCGUGGCAAGGAGACGCUGCGCGUGGGAGACUGUGCCGUCUUCCUGUCGGCCGGGAGACCCAACCUGCCCUACAUCGGCCGCAUCGAGAGCAUGUGGGAGUCCUGGGGCAGCAACAUGGUGGUGAGGGUCAAGUGGUUCUACCACCCCGAGGAGACCAAGCUGGGGAAGCGGCAGAGCGACGGGAGGAACGCGCUGUACCAGUCAUGCCACGAGGACGAGAACGACGUGCAGACCAUCUCCCACAAGUGCCAGGUCGUGGGGCGGGACCAGUACGAGCAGAUGACCCGGAGUCGCAAGUACCAGGACCGGCAGGACCUCUACUACCUGGCAGGCACCUAUGACCCCACCACAGGGCGCCUGGUGACCGCAGACGGAGUGCCCAUCCUGUGCUGAGUCCCCUCC
Molecule: messenger RNA, 7887 nt
Organism: Dipodomys spectabilis (banner-tailed kangaroo rat)
Lineage: Eukaryota; Metazoa; Chordata; Mammalia; Rodentia; Heteromyidae
Gene: Bahcc1
Product: BAH domain and coiled-coil containing 1
Molecular function (GO): chromatin binding
Source: RefSeq, a predicted model, not a curated record